UCCCGACCGCCGCUCGACUCGCUCCCCAACGCCCCUCCGCUCGUCUGUUGCUUCGGAAAGCGAAAAUUUGCGUCCCGCGAAGGAUGUCGAAGCGAGUGCGAAGCAAAGAGGUCUGCGCGGACUGCAGCGCUCCGGAGCCUCGCUGGGCCUCGGUCAACCGAGGCGUGUUGAUCUGCGACGAGUGCUGCAGCAUCCAUCGAGGUCUGGGGCGACACAGCUCCCAAGUCCGGCACCUAACCCACUCGGCGUGGCCCCCCUCCCAGUUUCAGAUGGUGCAGACGCUCUACGGCAAUGGCGCCAAUUCCAUCUGGGAGCACAGCCUUCUGGACCCCUCUUCAUCCUCUUCGUCUUCUUCCUCAGCCGGCGGCAAGCGCAAAGCCAGCCCUCAAGACCGCGUUCAUCCCAACAAGACAGAGUUUAUCAAGGCUAAAUACCAGAUGUUGGCGUACGUCCAUCGCAUGCCUUGUCGAGAGGAUGACAGCGUGACGGCCAAAGAUCUUAGCAAGCAACUGCAUUCCAGCGUUCGAACAGGGAACCUGGAGACCUGCCUAAGACUUCUUUCUCUGGGAGCGCAGGCUAACUUCUUCCAUCCGGAAAAAGGAAACACACCGUUGCACAUAGCAGCAAAAGCGGGACAAUUGUUACAAGCUGAACUGUUGGCUGUGUACGGCGCUGAUCCGGGAGCGCUGGACUCCAAUGCGAAGACUCCCAUUGACUACGCCAGGCAAGCUGGGCAUCAGGAGCUGGCCGAGCGCCUCGUGGAGAUCCAGUACGAACUCACUGACCGCUUGACGUUUUACCUGUGCGGACGAAAGCCAGAUCACAGAUUUGGGCAGCACUUCGUCAUCCCCCAAAUGGCAGACAGCAGUCUCGAUUUAUCAGAGUUUGCCAAAGCUGCCAAGAAGAAGCUCCAGUCUCUUAGUAACCACCAGUUUGAAGAGCUUGCGAUGGACGUUUACGACGAAGUGGACAGACGGGAAACGGACGCAGUGUGUUUGGCCACUCAGAACCACAGCACAUUGGUAACAGACACCACAGUGGUGCCGUUCCUGCCAGUCAACCCCGAGUACUCCUCCACCAGAAACCAAGGUCGUCAGAAGCUGGCGAGGUUCAGCGCCCACGAGUUCGCCACCUUGGUCAUCGAUAUUCUGACAGACGCCAAACGCCGGCAGUGGGGGAACUCCUGCGACAGUCCCAAAGAAAGCGUCGAGCUGAUCCUGCAGGGAAGGAACAGUCGCCACAACAGCGAGAGCCAGGAAAACGACCAGCCCGACUACGACAGCGUGGCCUCGGACGAAGAGCCGGCCCAGGAGGCGACCCGGGCCGACAGAAGGACCAAGAGCUCCGAGUCAUCGGACCUGUCGGACGGCCCCAUCACGGUCCGGGAGUUCAUGGACGUGAAGAGCGCCCUCACCGCCUCGGAGGCCAAAAUCCAGCAGCUCCUGAAAGUCAACUGUCACCUGAGCGAAGAGCUGAGGGCAAUGCAAGGCAAGCUGAACUCCCUGCAAACGGAGAACACAACGCUGCGCUGGCAGGCCCCCGCCGUCCAGCACCCCCCCCAAGGCCCCGCGGGACGCCGCCAGGCCCGCGGAGGACGCGCCAUGUCCAUGUACGAGACGGGUUCCGCCCCCAGACAUUGCCCCAACCGCGACGACACCGUUCGCCGGGACGACGGCGUCAUCUUGCAGCCCUUCCCGUCCAAUAUAGGGAGGGGCCCUUUGGGAACGGCCGCUUCCUCCCUCCCAUCCUUCCCCUCUUCCCUGUCCUGGUCCCGGGAUGAGAGAUCUCGAAGGGGCUGCAGUUUGGAGGCACACAGCACCACGGUCAACUGUGACGCUGCGCCCCGCCACUCUGAACCAGAGGAGACCGGCAGCCUCCCGGCAGGCUCCGAGGCGGCGGAGGGCGAGACGGCGAGCGAGGAAGACGCGACAGCCCUGCCUUGCACAGAGGACGUCAUCUGUAAGACGGAGCAGAUCACCAAGAACAUCCAGGACCUUCUGAGGGCCGCCCAGGAGACCAAAUAUGAAAGCUUCCUUCCAUGUUCAGAGAAGAUCUGCGUGGCUGUGAAGGAGAUGGCCGCCCUGUUUCCCAAGAGGCCGUCAUCGGAGACGGUCCGCGGCUCCCUGUCGCUGCUCACCUCCAGCGCCGGCCGGCUGCACGGCGAGUGCCGCGGGCCCUGCCCCCCCGCCGCCGCCGACGCCCAGCUGGUCACGCAGCAGGUCAUCCAGUGCGCCUACGACAUCGCCAAAGCCGCCAAGCAGCUGGUCACCGUCACCACCAAAGAGAACAACAACUAGUCAGAACCACCCCCCCCCCCCCCCCCACCCCCACCAUAAGUUACCACGUCACGAUUACAUUCCUUUAGCGUGCAACAUUGAACAGUAUUUAUUAAUACCUAGUGAACCAAAAUGAGGCGUUUAGGUGAGGGGUUCGCAAACUUUUUGGGCCCAGGGGAAAAAUAUUUAAUUGUAAUCCAGUUGAAUAUAACUGCGAUGCCAAAAAAAAAAAAAAAAAAAUGCAAUAUGAAUGAAAAAGUUGCCUACUUUUGAAAAAGGCUUUGUCAUCAAUAUUUCUAAGUUGUGAGAUUAUUAAAUCAAAAUUAAAGUCUCGUGAUGUUCACAUCUGAACAAGUACAUUUCAAAAAUAUACCUUGAUUUUAUUAUAUUACACCUUAUAUUAUUGAAAAGAUGGCGUACAUAAAAACAAAAACUAUAUCUAUUUUUUUU
Syngnathoides biaculeatus (alligator pipefish) is the source of this 2726-nucleotide messenger RNA. Its product is annotated as ARF GTPase-activating protein GIT2-like. Gene Ontology annotation, biological process: brain development; regulation of ARF protein signal transduction. The record is from RefSeq and is a predicted model, not a curated record. The transcript has 20 exons. Bases 84 to 2297 code for a protein of 737 amino acids. Gene Ontology annotation, molecular function: protein binding; GTPase activator activity. NCBI's taxonomy places the organism in Eukaryota, Metazoa, Chordata, Actinopteri, Syngnathiformes, Syngnathidae.